Phoenix dactylifera (date palm) is the source of this 1408-nucleotide messenger RNA. Lineage: Eukaryota; Viridiplantae; Streptophyta; Magnoliopsida; Arecales; Arecaceae. The record is from RefSeq and is a predicted model, not a curated record.
GCUUGGAAAUUUUGUCACUUACUGGCACGUCUCUGCCAUCAGAGAGUGGGAGCCGGUGCAGUCAAAUGGGUGGACUAAGUGCAUCAUUUUCUCUCCUUGACGGUUGUGUUCUAGGUGGAGUGCCCGGGGUUAUGACUGCAGCAUCUCCUGCACAGGUUUCUGUUCUUGGUGCAACAAUCAGUUGCUCAUUGCAGGUGGUCUUGGGUAGUUUUAUUGCCAGGGGCAGAGAAGUAUUCGACAACUCAAAAGAGAUGCCUCCAGCAGAUCCUGCAUCUGCACCUCCAAAAGUUGCUGCACCAGGUGACACAAUGAUUUCGAGCAAUCCACCAUCACAAGGCACACUUAGUGGGUUCUCUGGCAUUCCUGUGAGUCCAGCCUUCCCAAAGCAUUGGUACUUAGAUGAUGAAUCAGCUGGGGUGGUUAUUGUGCCUUGGAGAUAACUGGUAUAGUUAUAAUUUCUGCAUUAUUAGUUCCAUGAUUCCUCCUUUUCCGAUUAACUUGUUUGUUUUUCUGACUAUCUUUCUUGCAUCACGUCUCUGGUAUUAUUUUCCAAGAAUAGAUGCCUCUCAGACUAUCAAUAUCACUAUUUUCUACCCAAAUACAUUUGGGAUAUGAAAGUUCAUCAUGCUAAGCCAACUUGUUGCAGAAUUAAAAAAUGAAAAUACCCACAAGUCUGGUAAGGAAAAUCAUGUAUUUAAUCUCCAAAGGAGCUCACCUAAAAUAAGGUUAGUCGAUCCUUAGCUUAAAGGAGAUAUUCCUAUUCAAGUGUUAUGCAGACAUUUACAAUAGAUACCUAUUAUGUAUGUGGUAGUUUAUUAGAAGUCUAUAAGCCUGCUAGGCAUUUGAUGUGGCAUUGUGAAGGAUUAUAUUUUUAUGUCGAAAACAUGGUCAUUGCUUUCCAGUAAUAUGCCAAAUGUAUUUUUCUUUUGUCAAUUUUCAAAUUGGUAUUAGUAAUAGUCUCUUUCAUACUGAAUGCACUAUAAGCUUUGGUAUGAUUCAUUAAUUCAUUGAUUUCAGUAAGCUAAUUAGAUUUCAAUUGUUAAUGCAUAUUUAUAGUUUUUCAAUAAAUUUUUGUACUUUUGAUUGCAGGUUAUGUGAAGAUUUGUAUUAAAUUACAAACGAGAAAACUUUUGUGCAUAUUGAAGAGGUUGACUAGGGCAUUUUAAAUCAAUACACUUACUGUAUUAUACAAAAACAGAGCACUGGAACAAUAAAACAUGAGAAGAAAAGACCAAAAAUACAAAUUUAAAGAUCCAAAUAGGCCGAAUGAAGGGCGUACUGACCAUACCAAAGUGUGUCAUUUGAUAUCUUUGGUCAAAAUGAUAUUCUAAUCCAUGAUCUUAAGUAACCAGAAAAGCAUACUGGAAACUGUUAUUGGUAGGACCUGCAUAUUGACAUUGGUAUGCAG